AUGAGCGUGGCGGGGAAGCAGCCUCCUCCAGCACCGCUCGAGCGGCCCGGCAGCCUCCUCGUCCCCACCUGGACUAAAACUGGUAUUGCAUUGUUGUAUGAUGAAGUAUCUGAAAAUGCUUAUGACAUCCGACUGAAGCUUACAAAAGAGGUAUUAACAAUUCAAAAACAAGAUGUCGUCUGUGUUAGUGGAAGUGAUCACAGUGCAAAUCACAGAACUGUUACACUUCGUAGACAACCAGUUGGUGGCUUGGGCUUAAGCAUAAAGGGUGGUGCUGAGCACAAAGUGCCUGUCGUCAUAUCAAAAAUAUUUAAAAACCAAGCAGCUGAACAGACAGGAAUGUUAUUUAUAGGAGAUGCAAUAAUACAGGUUAAUGGUAUAAAUGUAGAAAGUGCUACCCAUGAAGAAGUGGUACACCUACUGCGAAAUGCUGGCGAUGAAGUUACCAUCACAGUUCAAUACCUCAGGGAAGCUCCAUCAUUUUUAAAGCUCCCAUUAGGUUCCCCUGGACCAUCCAGUGAUCACAGCAGUGGAACUUCAUCACCCCUCUUUGACAGUGGCUUACAUUUAAAUGGAAACUCAACUAACACGGCUCCAUCAUCACCUUCUUCACCCAUAGCUAAUGAACCAAAAUAUGAGAAGCGCUGGCUAGACACCCUAUCAGUUCCUCUGUCGAUGGCCCGAAUCUCGAGGUACAAAACCGGAACAGAUAAAUUAAGAUCUAAUGCAUUUGAAGUGCUGGCACUCGAUGGAGUUAGUACUGGGAUACUUCAGUUUUAUACAGCCCAGGAGAGUGCUGACUGGCUGAGAGCAAUGUCAACUAACAUCAGUGAUUUGACACUUCAAAAUAUGAAAAUGGCAAAUAAAUGCUGUUCUCCCUCUGACCAGGUCAUACAUAUGGGAUGGGUAAAUGAGAGACUUGAAGGAACUGAUUCAUCUCAGCUCUACAAAUUCAAGUUUCUGGCCCUGAAGGGUUCAUCCUUCUACAUUUUCAGCACUCCACCGGUAAGCACACUAGACUGGGUACGAGCUGAAAAAAUCUAUAACCUCUGUGAGGUUCUAUUUAAAAUUCACAAGAUGAGGAAUCACAUACUGAAAUAUAUCUUUCAGCUCUGGCUUGCUGAUGAUUGCUGGCUACAAGCAAACUUGUAUUUAGGUAUUCACCAGGACUUUGAUCUUGAAGACCAGAGGCCGUAUUGUUUCAGUGUUAUGGUUGGACAUGGCAAGAGCCACUAUUUCAACGUAGAGCUGGGCAGUGAAUUGGCAGUGUGGGAGAAAUCAUUCCAAAGAGCAAUUUUCUUGGAAGUUCAAAGAACAGGGUCUAAAACAUAUAUGUGCAGUUGGCAAGGGGAUACCCUGUGUUUCACAGUCGACUUUGCUCUAGGAUUUACCUGUUUUGACAGUAAAACAAAGAAUGUGCUAUGGAGGUUUAAAUUCUCUCAGCUCAAAGGCUCAUCAGAUGAUGGGAAAACAAGAGUAAAGCUGCUUUUUCAAAAUAUAGACACCAAACAAAUUGAGACAAAGGAACUUGAAUUUCAGGAUCUGACGUCAGUUUUACACUGUAUUCACUCCUUUAUAGCAGCAAAAGUGGCAUCUGUGGAUCCAGUAUUCAUAGACAGUCAGAGUAUUGCAAGAAAAUAUAUGUACAGUAACUGA
Pyrgilauda ruficollis (rufous-necked snowfinch) is the source of this 1656-nucleotide messenger RNA. It is a transcript of the gene SNTG2, whose product is annotated as syntrophin gamma 2. The transcript is spliced from 17 exons. Bases 1 to 1656 code for a protein of 551 amino acids. NCBI's taxonomy places the organism in Eukaryota, Metazoa, Chordata, Aves, Passeriformes, Passeridae. Gene Ontology annotation, molecular function: protein binding; structural molecule activity. The record is from RefSeq and is a predicted model, not a curated record. Gene Ontology annotation, cellular component: dystrophin-associated glycoprotein complex; intracellular anatomical structure.